Tachyglossus aculeatus (Australian echidna) is the source of this 2660-nucleotide messenger RNA. RefSeq names its product phosphatase and actin regulator 3 (gene PHACTR3). Gene Ontology annotation, molecular function: actin binding. Lineage: Eukaryota; Metazoa; Chordata; Mammalia; Monotremata; Tachyglossidae. Gene Ontology annotation, biological process: actin cytoskeleton organization. The transcript has 14 exons. Bases 342 to 2042 code for a protein of 566 amino acids. The record is from RefSeq and is a predicted model, not a curated record.
AAGAAGGAAAUAAACAUCAAAAAUAAAAAGUUUUUUUUUCCCGAUUCAACUUUUUUUUGAUCGCAAAUGGAAAUUAAAGCGAAUAAAUAACCAAGCAUCCCUGCCGCUGCCGGAUGGUGGUUUCCUGGAGACUGCUGAGAAGAUGCUGCUGGUUGGAGCUGGCUGAAGCUAUUGUCCUACUGCAUUGAAUCCCCUCCCCAUCGCUCCCCUUUCUCCCUCCCUUCCCACUCCCGCUCUUCCUUUCUUCUUCUUUUUUGUUAAUUACAAAAAAAAAAAUAUUUUCCCCGUGGUGACCUUGGCCGCUUCAGCUCCUACGAUUUCAUGUGCCUCCGAGAGCUCUCAUGGCUGAAUCCGAAGAAGGAACCGGCUGUUUUCUGCCGAGAGGCAGGUCUCAGAGUGACCCCAGCAUCCUCACUGACACAACUGCCGCGGAAGCCGGGGAGAGCCCAGAAGGAGUGAAAGAAAGCAUGGAAAAGAAUAUGAAAUAUGAGAUGGAUCAGUCUCCUGCAGUGCGUUCAGAAUAUUUGGUCUCAGGAAUUAGAACACCGCCUGUAAGAAGGAACAGCAAACUGGCCACGCUGGGCAGGAUCUUCAAGCCCUGGAAAUGGCGGAAAAAGAAAAAUGAAAAAUUGAAACAAACUUCAGCAGUGUUAGAGAAAAAGAUUGCCACUAGACAAGGUCGUGAUGAACUCAUUAAGAAAGGUCUGCUGGAGAUGAUGGAACAAGAUGCUGAAGGCAAGGCAUGCAAUGCUGAUGGUGGCACCAGAGCAAUGCAGAGUGACCCUUCAUCCCCCAAAUGCCAGGCAUUUACCUCAGAAGAGAUGCAGCAGGAAAGUACCAUAGCCGAAGCAGCGGCAACAGAUCAGACCUCACUUGGCGAGGAGCUGCAUUCAGAGGAGCAGAAAGAAGACACAGCCAAGAUACCAUCAACAUCUAGUGAAGAAGACAGCAGUCUGUCUGCUACAGAAGAGACUGCCCAAGCCUUACUUGUUUCUGAAUCUGUAGAUUCCCCUGGUAAACAGACAGAAAGAAACCCAGCCCAGCUUCCCAGUCCCCCGCUGCUUCCAGUUCCACCACCGAAGACAGUGUCCAAGAUAAACAAAAAUGCAACAGGACAAGCUACCCUCUUCCAGGCCUCUGGCCAGAAAGGUGCCGACUCCCAUGUUCGAGGCCAGCACUCCACGCCCACUGGCUCCCCUCAUCUUGCUGCUGUCCACAUGCCUUUACCUCCAAGCCGAGUCAUUGAAGAACUCCACAGGGCUCUGGCAACAAAACACCGGCAGGAUAGCUUUCAAGGAAGAGAAAGCAAGGGAUCUCCAAAGAAAAGGGUAGAUGUUCGUCCAUCUAGAACUUCCAGCAUUGAACGAAACAGAGAGAAAGAGAACUCGUUGAACUUCGAUGGGGAGUCAGAGAAUAAAAGGAACUCAGUAAAGGAGUCUGAUGAAAACAAAGAAAAUAUGAUCAUGGAUUCAGAAAUCAAGGAUGACACGAUUUUAUAUCAGGAUGAAGAAGCUUUGAAUGAUUCCAUUAUCUCUGGUACAUUGCCAAGAAAAUGUAAGAAAGAGCUGCUGGCAGUUAAACUAAGGAACAGGCCAAGUAAACAGGAAUUGGAAGAUAGAAAUAUUUUCCCAAGGAGAACUGAUGAGGAGAGGCAGGAAAUCCGGCAACAGAUUGAAAUGAAACUGUCCAAACGACUGAGCCAAAGACCUGCAGUAGAGGAGCUAGAGAGAAGAAAUAUUCUGAAACAAAGAAAUGACCAGACGGAGCAGGAAGAAAGAAGGGAAAUCAAGCAAAGAUUGACAAGAAAGCUCAACCAGAGACCCACGGUUGAUGAAUUAAGGGACAGAAAAAUUUUGAUUCGUUUUAGCGAUUACGUGGAAGUGGCAAAAGCACAGGAUUAUGACAGACGUGCAGACAAACCAUGGACAAGAUUAUCAGCAGCAGAUAAGGCGGCAAUCCGUAAAGAACUAAAUGAAUACAAAAGCAAUGAAAUGGAGGUGCAUGCAUCCAGCAAGCAUUUGACAAGAUUCCACAGGCCAUAGAGAUUUUCUUCUGAGAAGAAUUUGUCUUUACUUUUUGAUACCACCACUGAACCCUUGUCAGGGAAAGUGUAAGGGUCUUUCCCUAUGGUUCAGUCCACGAAAAGAAAUUAUGACAUUACAUGAGCAAAGCAGAGGACUUAUACAGGUGAAAUCUCUACAGCACUUGCCAACCCAACUAGAGUGAACCGAAGAGGCUUCACUCACUGGUGACUGAAAAUUGUUGACCAAUGGACGUGAGAGGACCAGCUGCGAAAAAGCCCGAAACAGAUCGACCACAAGAAAACUGCUGUUCUCCUUUAGUCCUUCUUUAAAACUAUUGCAGCAUAUCUGGGAAAAGGAGAUGUUGUGCAUGAAUAGCCUUUACCAUUCCAAGGCCUCUGACAUAAUGGACAUUGACGAUGACACUGUCAUUCAGUAUUAUGUUGACAAGACAUUCUGAUCUUCUCACUAUGAGUUUGUAAACCCUUAACUUCAUGUUCUACAAAAUGAUUUGAUGUAUUAUAAUUUUUCUUUUUUAUAUAAUGACUAACAAAAACACAGCUGCAACAUUUUGAUUCCUGUUCAUUUUGUUCUUUAAUUAAAUGACUACUUAUUACAGGAAAUAAACCCACUGCUUAC